GAAUGCUAAAGAACUAUAGAGGCACAAAUAAUAGCACAAGCAGAGUCCAUAUCUUGUAAGUCUUACUUUAUUCUUUAAGCCCUCUUCAGCUAUAGAGCAAUAAUAUUUUUAUUUUUUAUUUUUUUGAUGAAGAUUUAUUUUAUUUUUGUUAUCGUUUUCUUUUAAGGAUUAUAAAAAAUGUUACUAGCUGCUGUAAACAGCUCAAAGUCUCUUCUAAGUGCAGUCAUUUAUUAUUGAGCAAAAGGCCGUACGUAGAAAUGUGUGUAAGAAGAUGCAUUUGAUGUAGCUUUAGUUACAAUCGGCCAGGGGAAUAUUUCUGAUGGUAAGAAAAGAAGCAGCUACAGCAUGUCUUUCUCACAGUUUGGAUGUCCUUAUAACGGAACUUCACAGUUAUUCGUGUCGGCAAACCCCAGUACGACUUGCUGCGAUUCGAUUUCCAGGUCGGUGUCUGAGUCCAGCGGUUCCCAGGCUCCUGCAUCAUUCUACCGCCCUUCUUACGAGAACCGUCUGCUGGCGAGUACGCGCACGGAGUUGAAUGCGGCUUCUCUCGGGAUGUACGGUUCUCCAUACGCAGCAGCGGCCGCCGCCAGCCAGAAUUACGCCAACUACUUCUCUUACAGCACCGAAGCCUCAUCUCUCUAUUCCACGCUGAACCCACAGUACGAUAUCAAGGAUGGCGCAGGCGGAUUGCAUUCUGGAAUCACACAAACAGCAGCCUAUUAUCCCUACGAGCAUUCUCUGGGGCAAUAUCAAUACGACAGGUAUGGGACUAUGGAUUUUAAUGGGUCAACCAGGCGAAAAAAUGCCACCCGGGAGACUACCAGCACUCUAAAGACAUGGCUUUAUGAGCACAGGAAAAAUCCGUACCCGACAAAGGGGGAGAAAAUCAUGCUGGCCAUCAUCACCAAAAUGACCCUCACCCAGGUGUCCACCUGGUUUGCAAAUGCGCGGAGAAGGCUAAAGAAGGAGAACAAGAUGACCUGGACCCCAAAAAACAAAGCAGGGGAUGAAAGGAAAGAUAAGAAUGAGAAAAGUGACCCGGAUUACAUCAACAAAGAUACCAAAGACUACAAGGAGGAGAAGGACCUUCAGCUGAGUGACCUGGACGAUAUGGAUGAUGAGGACUGCGACAAGGCGAACAGCGACUGCGAGAAUGUCUCUCGGGAGGAGCUGGGCCUCCAGCAAGCCAUGGCAGCGGAGCUCCUGAAGAGAGACUGCAUUGGUGCCUUGUCCCUCCCCAGCAGCUUUCACGCAUUCGCAUGCAGCAACAAGAACACGUCGACGCUGCCGUCCGAGUUCUCGGACCCUGCCGCGUCCAAGUCUCCGCCGCCGCCCGCGCCGACGGGCACCGCGGCUCUGUCGCACUUCGACGUGCCAGGAAAGCCCAGAAUCUGGUCGCUGGCACACACGGCAGUACUAGACCCCCGCCCCGGCAGCCAGUUAAGUGCCGGGAACGUCGGCCUGGACUGCCAGUUGUCAACUGUGAAAGUUAACAUGACUGGGCGUGGACAGUGCGGCGGGUUGGGGAGCCCUGGAACAACAAGCCUGUCCAGUGUGGAAGCCUCUUUCCAAACGGGCAUGCACGCUCAAAACAAAGUCUACGGCGCUUCCGGCUUUACCCACAAGCCUCUGCAUCUGCACUGCUCGUCUUACCCCGUGAUUUCCGACGCAUGCCGGUAUUCGUCCGUUGAAGGAUUUUCAGAUGGUAGAAAGUCUGAGGCGGAAUCCUCAGCGCUCAGUGACACGUGUCUUGCGCUGCAAGAAGACAAGCUCUCGGCCUUCAGACCAGGGAUGAAGAGGUGAAGCAGCUUUUAUCCCUGGAGUUUGGAUGUGUAGCGGAGCAGGGGACCUGCACGUCGCACGACAGGCACAGUUUACAGCGCAGGUUAAUACAUGCGCUCGCCCGUCCUCCGUGAGUCGUUUUCUCCGGGAUUCCGGUGACAAGGUCGUGGGGUUUCUUCCCCCCCCCCUCCUGUCAGCACACCGUGGAGAAACAUUUGCUCUUUCUUUCUUUGCCUCUCCCCAUUGUCUCAACGGUUUGGGUUUUGAGCGCGGAAUCCUGGAGCCAGCUGAAUCUGUCACACGUGGAACAGCAGUGACCUCUAGAGACCGUUCUCUCCACCUGCGACGCGGGACCCGCGGUGACAGGUCCUGGCACGGUCGCGAGCGUGACGGCGGCGCGUAAUUAGGGCCAGUCUGAGCCGGAAGCCCGGCGCGUCUGACUGUAACGGAUGAACUCUAGUCUCAAAGGUGACCAGGACCCAAAGCCCCUUUGAGGCUGAGCUAAAAUUCGCAUCACUGCAAAGUAACUGAAUACAUUCUUGUGGGCUUUCAGUUCAUCCUCUGAAGUUUGCCGGAGCCACAGAAUGAAUACAUCCAGGUUUUUUUUAUUCACAUGACAGUACAGAAUCCUUAUGGAAAAUAUGCUGACAUAAUCAUGGCUUUCUUAUUCACAUUGACACACUAGGACAGCUUUUAGGUGUCAAGCCAAAACAUCGCAUUCUCCGACCCUCUGGAAACCGUGAAUGAAGUCUAACCAUUUUUUUAAACUAAACACCAUAAUCCAGGGGAGCCCAUUAAAAUAUGUCUCCUUCUGUUUUGUAAAGAUUAAUAUGGUGCAAUAAAGGUUAAGCUGAAUGUGUUUUAUAACAGUGGGCAUGUUAAAAAACAUUCACAAAAUAGCAGCAUUAACAUCAAAUCCAUUAUACAUGCAAAUGGAAGACUGAACAUUGUUAACAUGACCAAAUUACAAAGCUUUGAUAACAUUCAUUGCAAGUGUAAGUACAUAUAGAAACCAAGCAUCUCACUGUUGUUCUAUCAGUAAGAAUUUAAUUUGAAAAAUAUCACUUUGCCUAUUUGAUAUAUGCAGUACAUUAGCAAAUCCCAUAUAUUAUAUAUAAAUUUAAACUCAUUCUGGUCUUUGCAUAUUUGCAGGUGCUGUGUGGUAAUUUUAUUUGGCAAAUUUUAUUGUUAUUUCUAUCAUUAUUCUGUCUGCCGUGGUGUAGAAGAUGAUGGAUGCUGUACUGGGACUUGAGGCUGUGAAUAAAGGUAUUGUCUGAGGCAGAAAAGCUAUUUAAUUCCCCAGCGGAAGACUUUAAAAAAAGGGGGAGGAAAAAGCUGUCUAACUUUUCCACCUUGCAAGUCAGUGGGGGGCACAGCACAAUGUUUCAGCUGUUUUACACAUUUCUUAGCAGGUGCGACUGAUGCAGACUCAGACAGACCAAAGGAACCCAUUUCAGCAUGUCUCUGUCACAGCGUUAGUGCACACGUGAGCACUGAAACAAAGACCUUGGAACAUGUCGAAUGGCAAUAGCAGAAGUGGACUGAAGUCUCCAUGCUCUGCAAUGAUUCGGGUGGAUUUUCUUCGACGAAAUGUUAAAAAUCACAUGUAUGCUCAUGCGUAGAUGCGUCUUCAGAGUGCAACGUUAAUGAUCCCACCGCCGUGGGCAAAAUGGCUUGAGCAAAAAAAAGAAAUGUGCGUUUAUUUACCAAAUAUGUUUUCCCAGUUGCAUGAUGCAAAAUUAAAACAGUAUAUCUGUGUUUUUGGC
Molecule: messenger RNA, 3548 nt
Organism: Anguilla rostrata (American eel)
Lineage: Eukaryota; Metazoa; Chordata; Actinopteri; Anguilliformes; Anguillidae
Product: Iroquois homeobox protein 6a-like
Exons: 7
Coding region: 346-1803 (485 amino acids)
Biological process (GO): positive regulation of DNA-templated transcription; cell development; regulation of transcription by RNA polymerase II
Cellular component (GO): nucleus
Molecular function (GO): RNA polymerase II cis-regulatory region sequence-specific DNA binding; DNA-binding transcription activator activity, RNA polymerase II-specific
Source: RefSeq, a predicted model, not a curated record